AUGAUAGACUUUUAUAAAAAUGUAAAAUCUUUUAUGAAAAUAGGGACCGUCCAUACCGAUAAUAAUGUAUUUAAAUUACAUUAUAAAGUUACAGUGAUAUUAAUAGCGACUUUCUCGGUGUUAUUAACUAGCAAGCAAUAUUUUGGAGAGCCCAUAGACUGCGACGUUGAACAAAGAAAAGAAGUGAUUGAUACAUAUUGUUGGAUCAAUGGAACUUUUAUUCUUGACGACACUCUAAUUAAUUACAGGACACCUGGUUUUGGUCCCGCAAAAAAGCAAUCUACAGAUGUAAACCGGCAAACGUAUUACCAAUGGGUUUGUAUUGUGUUCGCUCUGCAGGCUGUCCUGUUUUAUUUGCCUAGAUAUUUAUGGAAAGUUUGCGAAGGUGGUAGAUUAAAACAACUCGUAGGAGAGUUUGGGGGACCAUUGACAUCGGACAAGUGGAAUCAUGCAGCAAAGGAUAAAUUGGUUAGGAAUAUUUUACAUGACACAUACGCCCAUAAAGUAUAUACAAUCCGCUAUUGCUUUUGUGAGAUUUUAAAUUUUGCAAAUGUGGUGACAAAUAUAUAUUUGAUGGAUUGGUUUAUAAAUGGUCAGUUUUCAACUUACGGUAUUGCACACGCCACCUACGACAUAAUAAAUCCAAUGAAUAGGAUUUUUCCAAAGAUGGCGAAAUGCACUUACUAUAAAUAUGGUCCAUCAGGUGAUAUACAAUGGUUGGACGCACUUUGCAUCCUGCCAUUAAACGUUCUUAAUCAAAAAGUGUUUCUUAUAUUGUGGUACUGGCUGUUCAUUUUAUUAAUAAUUUCGUUCUUCUGUAUUUUAUACAGGGCGGUGUUUAUGUUUGUUCCUAUUUUUAGAAUUUAUUUGUUAAGAGCACAAGCUCGUAAACUAGAAGGAAAAAAAGCUAAAUUUAUUGUUAAAAAAUUAUCUUACGGCGACUUUUUUGUCUUGUAUAGAGUAGGUAAAAAUGUUAACCAAAAUGUAUAUAGAGAGAUUGUGCUAUCUGUGUAUGAUUAUUUAGCCGCAAGGGGUACAACAUAUAAACAUUUUGUGCAGGAUCUCUGA
Molecule: messenger RNA, 1068 nt
Organism: Psylliodes chrysocephalus
Lineage: Eukaryota; Metazoa; Arthropoda; Insecta; Coleoptera; Chrysomelidae
Source: the annotation of a GenBank genome assembly